GGAUGUAAUGAUAGGCACAUGGAGGACAUGAGAUGCAAAAAGCAGCUAAGAGAAAAGCCGAAGGUACACGUAGAAAUCUGUUUAUGAAGAAUGGCCGGUGCAGGCUCCGCCAAGGGGUGACAUGCUCAAGAGGGAAAUGGGGGGGGGAGUGUGAAGGAAUAUCAGAGCAUGUGCAUGUAUCUGAGAGCAAAUGGUGCGGCUUUGGAGAGCACUCUGUGGGGCUGCAAGGCAGGAAGAAUACGUGAGGCAGGCGUGUGGGUUUCGUUGUGAAGAAAUCUGGACUGUGGGGUAAGGCGUGACUGAAAAGGGCCCAAAGGCUGAGAAAGAAACGCAUAUGAGGAGGAAACCAAAUUGCUGGGUUUGUAUUUUUAAAAGGCACAGUGGGAGCACAGCGAAGGGGCACAUGGAAAUGGCUACGAGGGACGCACGGAUUCCCCCAGAACAAGCAGGGUGGGAAAAAUCAUGCGGCUAAACAUGUGAGCCGGCACCCAAAAAAUCUGGAUGCCACACCAUUCCCGACACAGCGUUCAUGGCUGAAUCCACUUAAAAAAUCCAGCGGCCUCCCCAGCCACUCUAGCUCGGGAGAGGGCCCCCCCCUCAACCUCCGAGCGUGUGACGGUCCUCGCGAGCCUUUCUGUCGAGGAGAACCGAGGCCUUGCUUUUGCCGCUGGAUGAAAUGGCGAGUGUCGCUCUGACACAGCUCCUGCCCUGCCAGAAAACAUCCCACCGAUGUGAGGCCCACGUGACUGAGGGUGAUGGGGUGCCCACCUGAACAUCCCGUCCCAGGGACCAAGGGGUCCUGGCCUAGAUUUUGACCUAUAGCAGUUUGGAGGCCUAGGCCUGUGGGGGGGACACGACGGGCAGGCGGUCGGUAACACGCCAGGCUGGAAGUCCACACCCACGCUCCCGCAGGCGUGGGCACAUGACAGAGGCGGGAUACGGUGACGACGGAGCGAAGGAACGAAGGGGAUGCAGAACUAGAAACCAGGGGAGCAACUCUGGGGGAGAUUACAUGACCUGUGUUAUCUUGGACAGGGAAGAAAUGGGAACGGUGGAUGUUCCCCACGGAUGUGCGCAUGAGAUAGAUGACAAUGGGCAUCUAAGGCUAGUGAGACAGGACAGGUCAGGACCUGGGGCCUGGAUGCCCUUCGGAAAGGAUGUACCCCACGGCAUCUGAACAGAGGCCUCCCCCCAAAGCAGCAUGGACCAUAUCGGAUUUUCUCCGCUUCUCUCCCCCCUGCUCACCGCCGCCACCGCCGCCCCCUCCCCGCCCGGCCUGGAAUCACUACCGCCCCUCGGAGAGCAUGAAGGGCCUCCUGGUGGCUCUCCUCGGGAGCGGAGUCCCCGCCGGCUUCGUGGCUCCCUUCACCCACAUAGCCCACGAAGCCUCGGGCAUCCCCUCCUUGGAGAUCCUCCUGUUCCGCUGCACCCUCCACCUGCUCUUUGCCGGCUACCUCCGCUGCAAGAAAGCGCCUUGCUUCGGCCCGACCGAGGCCAGCCGGCGCUGCCUGCUCCACGCCAUCAUCAACGUCGUCUCCAUCGGCUGCGCCUACAGCUCCUUCAUCAUGGUGCCCAGCGGCAACGCCGCCACCGUCCGCAAAGGGUCCUCCACCAUCUGCUCCGUCCUGUUGGCGCUGUGCCUCGAAGAUAGCCGCCUGACCGGUUACGACUGGUUCGGGCUGCUGGGCAGCACCCUCGGCUUGAUCAUCAUGGUGGUUCCGGACGUCCUCAACCUGGACAAAACCACCCAGCUCUACAACGCUUUCGGCUACGCCUUAGCUUGCCUGGGGGGGACGGCUCUUGCUUUGGGUCUGGUCAUCUUUCGGGCGCUGGACUUCCCGCUCAAGCUAAUGACGGUGGCCUUCAUGUUUGGGGUGGUCGGGAGCCUGGUGUGCUUCCCGCUGAUGUUCCUCCUGCAGGAGCCGGUGAUGCCUCUGGACCCCUUGACCUGGACGAACGUGGCCACCAUCAGCUUCCUGGCCCUGGUCUCCUUCUUGUGCGCCAGCUAUGCGGUGACGAAGGCCCACCCGGCUCUUGUGUGUGCCGUCUUGCACUCCGAGGUGGUGGUGACCCUGGCCGUCCAGUACUACGUCCUGCACGAGGCCGUCACGCCCUUUGAUAUCAUGGGGGCCGGAGUCAUCUUGGGAAGCAUCGCCAUCAUCACCGUCCAGAAUAUCAGCUGCGACACGACGGAGGAAGACGAGGAGGACGGAGAAGAUGCCGGGGAGCCCGAGGGGAGCCACUAACGGAUCUGUGUCGCUGGGACAGCUUCACAACACAACACUUCCCGAAACUGGGAAGUGGGGCUGGAAGCAAAGGGAGCCCAGAAUUCGCAUCUGCAGAGGGUCGGGGGCGGCUUGUAAGGCCCUCGGCUGCCGUUAUCUGGGGGUCAGUGAAGACCCACGUCGUGAAAAAAGACUUUUGGCAAAAGGGGAGGGGGAGCAUUCUCAUCUUCUGGAAACCACAGCACAUCCUUCGCUUGCAAACCAUUAUCCUCUCUUUUAAGGAGUCUAAAAGGCAGGCACAUCUCAGAGCCUUGAUUGGCCUGGCAAAUGCUUUUCCUGGAAAACCCAAGCCGUGCGUCACGGAUUCAGAAGAAACCACAAUGAUCCUCAGGCCCUCCCUGAAAGCAUCCCAUAACCUUUGGAAAAGGAAGGAUAAAGGCUUCCUUCUUAACCAUUAGUGAGACCCCCUGGAAAGUUGCUUGCGAAGAGGAGGAAUCACAGCCUGCCGUUCUAAUUGAACCCCUUCUGCGCCGCAUCCCCGAGGGUGGAAAGAUCGUCUCCGACAAUCCAGCAAAAAGAGAGGCUGGAAACGGGGGCAAAGAGAUUGUAUUCAGAUCAUUUAACAGCCAUCCGCUUUCUCAAGGUGGAAAGCAGCAGCUUGGCAGCUGCUGAGGAUUUCCGAGCAAGAGGAAGGGAGAGAGCCCAGAGGCCAAGGACAGGCUCUCACUGGCCAGAAGGCAAGAGGCUAGGCCCUGGUGAGGAGGAGGAGGAGGUGGAAGACCCAAGGAGGUGCAUCACAGAAUGAAGGCUGGGUUACCCACCAUGAGGAGACCCCGCCCUGGGCAAGUGCCCUUGUCCACAGAGCAACAUCCAGCUUUCAAAACAAAGCAGAAAGCAUCC
This is a messenger RNA of Pogona vitticeps (central bearded dragon), 3125 nucleotides long. RefSeq names its product solute carrier family 35 member G3. The record is from RefSeq and is a predicted model, not a curated record. NCBI's taxonomy places the organism in Eukaryota, Metazoa, Chordata, Lepidosauria, Squamata, Agamidae. Gene Ontology annotation, cellular component: membrane.